GCUGUCGGCGGUCGGACCUGAAGCCGCUGGAUCGGGAAGGGAUGCGGGUGUCGAGAUCCUUCUGGAGGGGGCUUUGGGGAGGACGGGAGGUCGAGAUGCACCAGCCGCUACUGCCCUUCAGACUCUGUCCGCCCUCCUCCGACCCUACCCCUUGCAGAAAUGCCGGGACGUGGGGCCGCGCAGGGACCGAGCAUAUGUGACACCUGCGUUUUCUCGGUGGCUUCCACUCUCUCCCACUCCUUAUGCUGAUCUCCUGCCUUCCAGAUGUUUAUUUUCAUCAGUCUGUCGCUUCUUGCCUGGAAUAGGGUACUGGGAAAUUGGGAGACGGAUUUUCAAACCUUAGCCCUACCACUUCUGUGUUAAAAGUCCCUGAGCCACAGUAUUUCUUCUGGUACUAAGGAUCAGUAUGACACCAAUAAAAAGAAAGGAGAUGGACGUCUGUUGAAGUCCGGCAUGGUCGUGUUUACCGAGCAAACUGCAGCCCCAUCGAAUCCUCAUUACUUGGUGUUCUUAGAACUCCCAUUUCCCAUCUUAACUUCACUUAGUGAGCAGCAAGAGAGAUUCAUUCCUACCUAACUGGUUAGUUUAGCCCCACAGUAGGAACUUUGAACCCAGACGCUUCCGGUCUGGAUUCUGGUUGGACUGCUUGGCUGCCAAACUCCUAGACCCAGAUCAACUACUUCCUCUUUCCCAGCUGAGAAUUCUUUUCACAUCCCCUUUGCUAGUACGGAAUGGUGUUCCCUGCUUCUCCCUUGGUUAUUUCAGAAAUGAAAUAGAGCAAGCAUUUCUUAAAUGCUCUGAGGAGAUGCACUUUUUGAGUACAGAAUCUUGGGUUUUGAUCCUGGCGUUGCCACCUGAUGUGUGGCCUUGAGCAAGUUCAUUCUAGCUUUGGCUUGCCUUUGCCUAACAUGGGUGAGGGCCUUCUGACCUGCAGGCUCUUGUCCAGCUCUGCCUCACUGUCCUCCAGCAGGCACUCCACGGAGGCCAGGACCCCUCUGCUCCCCAUGGGCAGCUGCCAGGCAGGGCACAACCUGCAUCUCUGCCUGGCUCAUCACCCACCUUUGGUCUGUGCCACUGUGAUCCUGCUGCUCCUUGGCCUCUCUGGCCUGGGCCUUGGUGGCUUCCUCCUCACCCAUACAUCUGGCCUACGUAGCCCUGACAUUCCCCAGGAUUGGGUUUCCUUCUUGAGGUCUUUUGGCCAGCUGAGCCUGUGCCCCGUGAAUGGGACAGUCACAGGGAAGUGGCGAGGGCCUCACGUUGUCGGCUUACUGACUACUUUGAACUUCGGAGAUGGUCCAGAUAGGAACAAAACCCAAACAUUCCAAGCCAAGAUCCGUGGUAGUCAGAUAGGAUUGAAAGGGUCCUCUGCAGGAGAGUCUAUCCUUGUCACAGCCAGAGUCUCAGGAAGGAUUCCAGAGACCUGCCUCUAUUUCAGUGCUGGUCCAGAAAUCCUGCCCUCUAGCCAGCCCCCUAUAUCCUGCUCAGAGGAGGGAGCUGGAAAUGCUACCCUGAGCCCUGUGACGGGUGAAGAGUGUGUCAGGGUUUGGAGCCACGAACGCUUUGUGCUCACCAAGCUCCUUACUUCGGAGGAGCUCACCCUGUGUGGCACCAGACUACUGGUCCUGGGCUCCUUCCUGCUUCUCUUCUGUGGUUUUCUCUGCUGUGUCACGGCUGUGUGUUUCCAUCCGCGCCCAGAGUUCCACUGGUCUAGAACAAGGCUUUGAGGGUACCAGCCUGCUCCUUACUCUCUUCCCAGGUGAAGAACUCUUGGGCCUACUUCUGAGUUUAGAAGACCUGUUACAAAAAACAAAGAAAUGGAAUGUGGGGAAAUAAAUGGCUUUUUGACCA
Molecule: messenger RNA, 1848 nt
Organism: Onychomys torridus (southern grasshopper mouse)
Lineage: Eukaryota; Metazoa; Chordata; Mammalia; Rodentia; Cricetidae
Gene: Tmem219
Product: transmembrane protein 219
Exons: 5
Coding region: 858-1724 (288 amino acids)
Source: RefSeq, a predicted model, not a curated record